CCUUCUAACGGCUACUCAAGCUAGCUUAACAUCUCUGCUAUUAGCUGUCCACAACAUUAGCUUCUGGAGGGUGUAAAUCCGUUUUUUUAUGAUCUAAACGAGUAAAUUAAUCUUAUUUAUUCCGCGGGAGAGCGUCUUUUGAUGGGAAUUAACUCCAGGAUGAUUCCUACCGAGGACGCGUCCGCCAGGAAGCGGGAGAUAGAGGAGAAACUGAAGCAGGAGCAAGAGACGCUGUCAUUCAUCCGGGAAAACCUGGAGAAGAGCGAUCAGCUGACCAAGGGCAUGGUCUCCAUCCUGUCGUCGUUCGAGAGUCGCCUCAUGCAGCUGGAGAACUCCAUCAUCCCGGUCCACAAACAGACGGAGAACCUGCAGCGGCUGCAGGAGAACGUGGACAAGACCCUGUCCUGCAUGGACCACGUCAUCAGCUACUACCACGUGGCCAAAGACACGGACAGGAUCAUCAGAGAGGGGCCGACGGGGAGACUGGAUGAAUAUCUUGCUUGCAUUGCAAAGAUUCAGAAAGCUGUGGAGUACUUUCAGGACAACAACCCGGACAGCCCUGAACUCAACACAGUGAAAGCUCGCUUCGAGAAGGGGAAGGAGCUGCUGGAGGCCGAGUUCCGCAGCCUCCUGACCCGCUACAGCAAACCCGUCCCCCCCAUCCUCAUCCUGGACGCCAUCAGCGUGGACGAGGAGCUGGAGGUCCAGGAGGAGGUGGUGCUGGAGCACCUCCCCGAGGCCGUGCUGCAGGACAUCAUCUGCAUCGCCGGCUGGCUGGUGGAGUACGGACGCAACCAGGAUUUCAUGAACGUCUACUACCAGAUCAGGUCCAACCAGCUCGAUCGCUCCAUCAAAGGCCUGAAGGAUCAUUUCCGCAAGAACAGCGCGUCCUCUGGCGUCCUCUACUCGCCCGCCGUCCAAACCAAACGCAAGGACACGCCCACCAAAAAAGCUCCCAAGAGGCCAGUCUACAUCCCAGGGACCAUUCGCAAGGCUCAGAACCUUCUGAAACAGUACUCACAGCAUGGGCUGGAUGGGAAAAAGGGGGGCUCUAACCUCACUCCUUUGGAAGGAAAGGACGACGUGCUGGACAUCGAGAUCGACUCCUACAUCCACUGCAUCAGUGCCUUCGUGAAGCUGGCUCAGAGCGAGUACGCCCUGCUGACCGAGAUCAUCCCCGAGCACCACCAGAAGAAAACCUUCGACUCCCUCAUCCAGGAGGCGCUGGACAACCUGAUGCUGGAGGGAGACAACAUCGUGUCUGCAGCUCGUCGGGCCAUAAUGCGCCACGACUACUCGGCCGUCCUCACCAUCUUCCCCAUCCUCAGACACCUGAAGAUGAACAAGUCCGAGUUCGACUCCACGCUGCAGGGAACAGCAGCGAGCACCAAGAACAAGCUGCCCACACUCAUCACCUCCAUGGAGACGAUUGGAGCCAAAGCUCUGGAGGAGUUCGCCGACAGCAUCAAGGCACGAGCCCCCCCCCCCCCCCCCCCCACCCCACCCCACUCAUCAACUCAGAUACAUUAUCACUCAGUCAUUAUAAUCCCACCUCAUCUCUUGCUGACAUCAGAAUAUCCAGAUAAAAUAAUCCCAAAAUCAACGAGUUCAGCGAGUAGCUACACGUCCGACUUCAACAAGCGCCUCCUCAGCACCUACAUAUGUAAAGUUUUGGGGAACUUGCAGCUGAACCUGCUCAGUAAAUCCAAAGUGUACGAGGACUUGGCUCUGAGCGCCAUCUUCCUGCACAACAACUACAACUACAUCCUCAAGUCUCUGGAAAAGUCUGAGCUGAUCCAGUUGGUCACGGUGACGCAGAGGAAAGCCGAGGAUUCGUACCGGGAGCUCAUAGAGCAGCAGAUCGACACGUACCAGCGCAGCUGGUUGAAAGUGACGGAGCAUCUGACGGACAGAAACAUGCCCCAGUUCCAGCCGGGAACCAAGCUCAAAGAUAAAGAGCGACAAGUCAUCAAGGACAAGUUUAAGGGCUUUAACGACGGUUUGGAGGAGCUGUGUAAGAUACAGAAGGGUUGGGCGAUACCAGACAAAGAGCGUCGAGACUUCAUCCGACAGGCCCAGAGGAAGGUGGUGUCCGACGCCUACAGAGCCUUCCUGCACAGAUGCGCCAACAUCUCCUUCACCAAGAACCCUGAGAAGUAUCACAAGUAUCGGCCGGAGGAGGUGGAGGAGAUGAUUGAGAAGCUGUUCGACACGUCUGCCUGAGCCUCCUCCUGCAGGUGUAGCCUCCUCAGCGUGACCCGUCGUCCGUACGGAGACUCGAACACGUCCUAUUUAUGUGGCUCAAAGGGACAAUGGAGACACUAACACACACACACACACACACACACACACACACACACACACACACACACACACACACACACACACACACACACACAGCUGAUCAUCUCUAGAUUAUUUCACUUGUUUACGCUUCUGGCUCUAAUGAAUAUGUGUGAAGAGACGUCAGGGAGCUGCAGCAUCGUCCUAAUGAGCCCUGAAGAGUUUUCUAUAGAGAAGCUGCUCGUCUCUGUGUUUACGAGGAGCUACUUCACCAGAGAGGGUGAGAGGGUGAGAGGGUGAGAGGGUGAGAGGACUGAAACCUCCAGACGCUGGUGGUUUAUUCCCAUCAAUGGUUUGUAACAUUAAAACCUUUCUGCUCCUUUGAUUUUCCUUUACUCCGUUAAAUAAUGACAUUAAAUCUUCUGUAAAUAUCAAAGAUUAUUGGCUGAAACUGAACAUGUGUCAGUUUCGUUGUGUUCAGGCUUAAACGAUGAAAAUGUUGGAUAUUAAAUAAACGAUGAAUGAAUGAA
Mugil cephalus (flathead mullet) is the source of this 2813-nucleotide messenger RNA. RefSeq names its product exocyst complex component 7 (gene exoc7). The transcript is spliced from 18 exons. Bases 142 to 2223 code for a protein of 693 amino acids. Gene Ontology annotation, molecular function: phosphatidylinositol-4,5-bisphosphate binding. NCBI's taxonomy places the organism in Eukaryota, Metazoa, Chordata, Actinopteri, Mugiliformes, Mugilidae. Gene Ontology annotation, biological process: exocytosis. Gene Ontology annotation, cellular component: exocyst. The record is from RefSeq and is a predicted model, not a curated record.